This is a messenger RNA of Phacochoerus africanus (Common warthog), 166 nucleotides long. RefSeq names its product short transmembrane mitochondrial protein 1. Lineage: Eukaryota; Metazoa; Chordata; Mammalia; Artiodactyla; Suidae. The coding region runs from base 1 to 144 and encodes 47 amino acids. The transcript has a single exon. The record is from RefSeq and is a predicted model, not a curated record.
AUGCUCCAGUUCCUGCUUGGAUUUAAUCUCGGCAACGUGGUUGGAAUGUAUCUGGCUCAGAACUAUGACAUACCAAACCUGGCUAAAAAACUUGAAGACAUUAAAAAGGACCUGGAUGCCAAGAAGAAACCCCCUAGUUCAUGAGGGCAACUCCAGCCCUGCCUUC